Adineta ricciae is the source of this 681-nucleotide messenger RNA. The record is from the annotation of a GenBank genome assembly. Lineage: Eukaryota; Metazoa; Rotifera; Eurotatoria; Adinetida; Adinetidae.
AUGGCGACUUCGUUGGAUGGUACGAAAGGAAAUAUCGUCGUAUUAGGUGCAACGGGUAAUACCGGCUUACAGCUUGUAGAACAAGCUUUGGAGCGAAAUUAUAAAGUUACGGCUCUUGUCAGAAGCCCAGAAAAACUUGCACACCUAGAGCACAAACAUCUCGAAGUUAUCAAAUGUGAUUUGAUGAAUCCACUCGAUCUGACUGCACAUAUGGAAGGACGUACAGCUGUCUUGUCAGCACUUGGCCAACCCGGUUUGCAAAUAGCAGGCAUGACGUUCUACGAAGAUUCGAUGAAAUCAAUUGUUACUGCAAUGCGAAAUGCGAAAAUAAAGCGCUUGAUAUGUGUAACUGCUUUCUACACGAAAUAUCAACCUGAAAAGUAUCCGUUCAAGUUCAAACUUAUCAUUCGUCCGAUGAUUGGUCGUCAUUUAGAUUCCAUGUAUGUCAUGGAAGAAUUUCUUGAGAAAGAAUGUCAAGAUUUAGAUUACACGAUCGUUCGUCCACCUCGUUUACUGGAUGAUCAAAAGGAAGUGAAAGUCAACGAAAAUGAAUAUUUUUUUCCUGAUCAAUCAACAGCUAAUCGAAUUCCACGAGCAAACGUAGCUCGUUUUAUGCUCGACAUAUUAAAAGAUGAAAAGUAUCUUCGGCAAGCUGUUGCAAUUGACAUGACACCAUCAUAG